UUUAGGGUCUCUGAGGUACUUUUGGGGGGGGUCCCUGCGAGGGGGGGGGGGGUUCCCCACACUGAGGGGGUCCUGGGACCCCUCCCCAAAUGUGCCCCAGGUGGUUCGGCAGGUGCUGGUACAUCCACGAGCUGCUCCGGUACGAGUUCAGCAUCGAGUUCGAGAUCCCGGUGACGUACCCGGGCACUGCCCCCGAAAUCGCCAUCCCCGAGCUGGAUGGGAAAACGGCCAAAAUGUACCGGGGGGGCAAGAUCUGCCUCAGUGACCACUUCAAGCCCCUGUGGGCCAGGAACGUCCCCAAAUUCGGGCUGGCACACCUGAUGGCCCUGGGGCUCGGUCCCUGGCUGGCCGUGGAGAUCCCGGACCUCAUCUCCAAAGGCCUCAUCCAGCACAAGGACAAGUGACCAACGGCGACAUUUCUGUGUCCCCUCCCUUCCCAGCUGCUCGCACCCCUCUCCAAUAAAAUCUGAACCCCGA
This is a messenger RNA of Poecile atricapillus (Black-capped chickadee), 477 nucleotides long. RefSeq names its product ubiquitin-fold modifier conjugating enzyme 1 (gene UFC1). Gene Ontology annotation, cellular component: cytoplasm. The record is from RefSeq and is a predicted model, not a curated record. The transcript is spliced from 4 exons. Gene Ontology annotation, molecular function: UFM1 conjugating enzyme activity. Gene Ontology annotation, biological process: protein K69-linked ufmylation. NCBI's taxonomy places the organism in Eukaryota, Metazoa, Chordata, Aves, Passeriformes, Paridae. Bases 90 to 404 code for a protein of 104 amino acids.